Molecule: messenger RNA, 816 nt
Organism: Chaetura pelagica (chimney swift)
Lineage: Eukaryota; Metazoa; Chordata; Aves; Apodiformes; Apodidae
Gene: FAM131A
Product: family with sequence similarity 131, member A
Exons: 7
Coding region: 67-816 (249 amino acids)
Source: RefSeq, a predicted model, not a curated record
CUGGCACGACAGGCCUCCUUCGACAGCCAGGACUUCCUCCAGGUCAAUGUUGAGGACACUGUCGAGAUGCUGCCCAAGUCGCGGCGCGCGCUGACCAUCCAGGAGAUCGCUGCCCUGGCCCGCUCCUCACUGCACGGGAUCUCACAGGUGGUGAAGGAGCACGUGACGAAGCCGACAGCCAUGGCGCAGGGCCGCGUUGCCCACCUCAUUGAGUGGAAGGGCUGGGGGAAGCCACCAGUGGAGCCACCCACUGCCCUGGAGAGCGCCUUCAACUCCUAUUGCCACCUGAGCGAGGGCGAGCAAGAGGCGCGCUUCGCUGCUGGUGUGGCAGAGCAGUUUGCCAUUGCUGAGGCCAAGCUGAGAGCCUGGUCCUCGGUGGACGGGGAUGACUCCAAUGAUGAGUCCUACGACGAGGACUUUGUGCCCUCCACAGAGAGCUCCCAGCCCACUGAUCUGCCCAGCACGGUGCCUGCCAGCGCGCUGCUGCGAGACCUGCUGCAGGGCCACCUGUGCCAGCUGGGCGUGCGACACAGCUCCUGUGAGCCUGAGAGUGACUCUUCACACACCCUCUCCCCUGAGACCCUCUGCUCCAGCCUCUGCAGCCUGGAGAUGGUGUCCCCCUCUGAACUCACUGCCAAACUGCUGGGAUCCCUGGGGAGCGAGGACCUGCUGCUGCCCAAGCCGCCCCCCCCGGCCAGCCAAAGUGCCUUGCGGGGUCUGGCACGGCUCCGGUGCCAGGACUCCCUCUACUCUGUGUCCUACACCCAAGCCUGCCUCUCACCCGCCCACUAUGGCCCCAUCACUGGACCUGUUUGA